UUAUUUUUUCACCUCUACUUAUUACUCAUAUUCAAGCAUCGCUCAUUUGGCCGAAUUAAAUAGAUUCUCGUAUAAAAGUUGCACGAUUUCUAGCAAACAUCAACAGUCUCAGAUUUCCAGUUCAACAAUCUAGAAGUCCUGCAGAAAAUAUGAAAUUCUUCGCUAUCACCACCGUUAUUGCCUUGUUGGGCGUCAGCGCCAAUGCGCUGAGCAACACCUAUUUGCCGCCACAGGCCUCAGCUUCGAACUCAAUCAGCAGCUAUGCCGCGCCCGCCUCCUACGCUGCACCAUCCAUAUCUCAUGCGAGCUUCGCACCAGCUCCCAGCCGUCAUGUGGCACCAUCAGGUGGCUUCGCAUCUGCAGGCGGUUUUGGCGGCAGCGGUGCUGCUUCGGCUCAACACGUUAGCUACGCUCCUGCACCCUCGUUCCAUGCCGCAGCGCCAGUUGCUGCUCCACGUCCACAGGUGCACCAUGCGCCAGUCGCUGCCGCUUCUCACAACGUAGCUUCGUACGCCGCUCCGGCACCACGACCUCAGGUAGGUUUCGCGUCCUCGGGUGGUUUUGGCGGUUUUGGUGCUGCUUCUGGUCAGCAAGCUGCUUACGCUCCAGCACCACGUCCUCAAGUACAUCACGCUCCAGUUGCAGCUGCCUCAAAUGUAGCUUACUCUGCUCCAGCUCCACGUCCUCAAGCUUACCACGCUCCAGUUGCUGCCGCCUCAAAUGUAGCUUACUCUGCUGCCCCAGCACCACGUCCUCAAGUACAUCACGCUCCAGUUGCCGCCGCCUCAAAUGUGGCUUACUCUGCUGCCCCAGCACCACGUCCUCAAGUACAUCAUGCUCCAGUUGCCGCCGCCUCACAUGUAGCUCCUGCUUUCGCUCCAGCUCCGAGACCAGUCGCUGCCUACUCCGCUCCUGCUACUGGCUUCUCCGGCGGUUUCGGUGGACAAGGUGCUGCUUCUAGCGGUCACGCCAGCUAUGCCGCCCCAGUCGGCGCUGCUUCCAAUGCCGGAUAUGGUUACUCCGCACCAGUUGUGGCUGCUUCGGCCCCACAAGUUAGUUACGCUGCUCCAGCACCAGCCACAGCUCCAGUUCAAUUUGCUGCUCCUUCCAACAUUCAGCAAGUUGUUGCCGCUGGUUCCUCCAACUAUGGCACUAAAUAUGCCGCCAAUGGUGGUUAUGAAUACCGUUACAGACACAGGAACUAAGCAAUUGUAUUGUCGAUUAAAUUCAGUAUUUGAACUUCGAUGCUGACCCAAGUUUUCAGUCAGCGGACAAACGAUUACACGACAAAUAAACGAAAGUGAUAUCAAGCAAAAUAUGA
Bactrocera dorsalis (oriental fruit fly) is the source of this 1321-nucleotide messenger RNA. RefSeq names its product skin secretory protein xP2. The record is from RefSeq and is a predicted model, not a curated record. The coding region runs from base 150 to 1205 and encodes 351 amino acids. NCBI's taxonomy places the organism in Eukaryota, Metazoa, Arthropoda, Insecta, Diptera, Tephritidae. The transcript has 2 exons.